AUGUUCAGCAAGCUAAAGAAGCUCAUUGGAGGUCCCACUCUGGGUCCCACCACAGCCUCUACCUCAGCCCCACCACCUGCACCAGCCUCGGCUCCUGCACCUGCCAAGGAGGAAAAGCCUGCUGACAAAGAAAAUGGAGACAAGAAAGAUGAAAAAGCCGCCGCCCCAGCCCCGGCUCCAGCCCCAGCUCCAGCUCCAACUCCAGCUCCAACUCCAGCUCCAGCCCCGGCUGCGACCCCAGCACCGGCCCCCAAACCAGAGGAGAAGCCUGCAGCCCCAGCUAAUGGCCAGCCACCUGCUGAAGGUGAGGAGGCCCCUCCACCUCCACCCCGGCCCAUCGUGAUAAACAAGUUUUCAGAUGCUCUGCUCACUGAUAUUGUUAAACGCUUGCGGGAACGGACUGAACUGUAUAAAGAAAAGGUCAUUGACCCCUAUGCAUCCUCUCCAGAGCGCAGUCCACCAGUCACACCUGUCUUUAGAAAACAAGACUACCCGAGGAUAGUGGAGGAGAGGAAACGUAAGGAAGAGGAGGAGAUUAAAAGAAAAGAGGAAGAGCAGAGGAAAAAGAAAGAGGAACAGGAAAGGAAAAAGAAAGAGGAUGAGGAAAAGAAAAAGAAAGAGGAGGAAGAGAAGAAGAAAAAAGAGGAAGAGGCUCAGAAAGCAGGGGAGAAGCCAGGGGAAAUGAAAGAUGAGAAGAAGAAAGAUGAGCCACCCAAAGAGUCUGGGAACAUAUUUGCAAAAUAUGCAUGCACCUGUGUUGAUUACCUGCUGAAGCCCAUAGAGGACAGAAUGGACAAAAGGCUUGGCAACUCCAUCGACCCGUUCACAGACCGCAGGUAUAUAGCUUGGCUAAGCUUUGUGACCAUUGCCUUCAACUAUAACCUAUGGUUCAUACCAGUCCGUAUGGCCUUUCCAUAUCAUAACCCACAGUACAAUUCAAUGUGGUUUACCUUGGACAUCAUCGCCGACACCAUCUAUAUCCUCGACAUAAUCAUUUUCCAGGCACGACUACAGUUCUGUAGGGGGGGAGACAUCAUAUAUGACAGAGUUGUAAUUAAGAAGAAAUAUCGGGAGUCUGCGAGAUUUCAGAGUGAUGUACUAUCCGUCCUGCCUCUGGAUCUGUUAUAUAUCCCAUUUGGAUUCCGGUCUGUCUUCAGGGUAAAUCGUUUAAUGAAGUUUGAGGGCUUUUUUGAGUUCAGUGAUCGUCUUGAAGGUAUCAUGACUAAAGCCUAUAUCUGGAGAGUAAUUCGUACCAUUGGAUACCUGCUAUUCAUCCUACAUCUCAACGCCUGUAUUUACUAUGUGGCGUCGGACUACCAGGGCAUAGGCCAGACCAAAUGGGUCUACAGCGGCCAUGGCAACGCCUACCUGAGCUGUUUCUUCUAUGCGGAGAAAUCCCUGCUGAUGAUCGCAGAACUUCCUUUUCCUGAGAGCAUAUUUGGUCAGAUUUUUCAGAUGACCAACUAUUUUUUUGGUGCCCUAUUUUUGUCCAUCAUUCUUGGCCAGAUGAGAGAUGUCAUUGGAGCAGCAACUGCAGGCCAGACCUACUUCCGGGCAUCUAUGGAUGCUUGUGUGGCAUACAUGGUGACCAACCGCAUCCCCAGGCUGGUGCAAAGCAGAGUGCGCACCUGGUACAACUAUACCUGGGAUUCCCAGGGCAUGCUGGAUGAGUCUGAGCUACUGGAACAGAUGCCUUUAGUCAUGAGAACGGCUAUCGCUGUGGACAUCAACCUUGCCACCUUCCAAAAGAUUGACCUUUUCAAGGGCUGUGACAACCAGAUGCUUGUGGACAUGUUACUGAGACUAAAGUCCAUUGUGUACUUGCCAGGAGACUUUGUGUGUAAAAAAGGUGACAUUGGCAAAGAAAUGUACAUCAUUAAAGCAGGAGAGGUGCAAGUCAUCGGUGGGCCAGACAAUAAGAUUGUGUUUGUGACACUAAAGGCAGGCUGUGUGUUCGGAGAGAUCAGUCUGCUUCAGUCUUCUGCCAAUGGAGGAAACAGAAGAACGGCUAAUGUAGCAGCACAUGGAUUCGCUAACCUAUUUGUACUGGACAAGAAAGAUCUGAAUGACAUCCUGGUCCACUACCCAGAGUCCCAGAAAGUACUGGCCAGAAAGGGACGGAAACUGAUGAAAGCCAAGGGUCCAGCUGCAGCCAAAGUCGAAGAAGAAAAGAAGAAAGGCUUGGCUUUAUUUGGAAACAAACCUCCUACUCCGAAACUUUUACGUGCCUUUGGAGGAGGGGUUUUCAGCAAACAAGGCAUUAUGGACAGACUUAAGAAUGCUGCUUCCGCAGAACGCCAAUAAUGUCAUCAACUGUUUUAUUAAAUACUCUUAGUAUAUUGUUCUCUUUUUAAAUCUUCUACUCUCAGUAUAAUGGUUCACUACUACUUAUAUUUAGAAGAUUUCAGCCUUCAUGUAUAUUUUCACAGUAACUGAGCUCCAUCUUUCAAAACAAAAAAAAAUAUUUCCUUGCCAACCAAAGUACUUGCCAAUCAGUAAUUAUUAUCAAAUGUGUUCCAGAACUCUGAAUCAGACCGAUACAUGCAUAACCUACACUAGCAGUCAAAAGUU
Xyrauchen texanus (razorback sucker) is the source of this 2571-nucleotide messenger RNA. RefSeq names its product cyclic nucleotide-gated cation channel beta-3 (gene cngb3.2). The record is from RefSeq and is a predicted model, not a curated record. Gene Ontology annotation, molecular function: intracellularly cGMP-activated cation channel activity; protein-containing complex binding; cGMP binding. Gene Ontology annotation, biological process: monoatomic cation transmembrane transport. Lineage: Eukaryota; Metazoa; Chordata; Actinopteri; Cypriniformes; Catostomidae. Gene Ontology annotation, cellular component: plasma membrane; intracellular cyclic nucleotide activated cation channel complex; photoreceptor outer segment. The transcript has 18 exons. The coding region runs from base 1 to 2304 and encodes 767 amino acids.